Messenger RNA from Oreochromis aureus, 4855 nucleotides. RefSeq lists its product as uncharacterized. The record is from RefSeq and is a predicted model, not a curated record. The transcript is spliced from 12 exons. Bases 1916 to 4069 code for a protein of 717 amino acids. NCBI's taxonomy places the organism in Eukaryota, Metazoa, Chordata, Actinopteri, Cichliformes, Cichlidae.
UAACAAAAUAACGCUGAAAACCGAUAAAAACCCUGAAAACCAUACAUUUCACACCUGAGCCUCAACUCUCGCGGCCCAGUACCAAACGACUCAUGGACCGGUACCGGUCCGAGGCCCGGGGGUUGCUUUAACAGACUGACAUGCAGCGCCACCUAAUGAUGACAGUGUAAUUGCAGCUGGAUUUUUCCCCAGCUUUCUUUCAGCUUUAUUUCAAGGAGUUUUACAAAACUUCUGAAUUCUGAAACUAAUAUAUUUCUACAAAUAAGGAUUGUUUUUAAUACUUGGAUGAAAAUCUUGUGUUUGAUGUUUUUAACCCAUGGGCAUCAUCAGGUGCUGUGUUCAGUUUCUUGAGAUGUUCUGCUUGGUCUUUACUGCAGCCACCUCCAGUUACUGGUUGAGAUCAGUUGACUUGUGUGGAGUUAUGUUAUAGUGUGAUUGUAUUAGCUUGCUGCAUUAAAUAGAUUAAUAAUAUUAUCUAGCUACAUUGUAGUAUGAGCGUAUUAUCUUAGGGUCAGGCCUUUGUGCACAGACAGCCUUCUGUGUGUAGCUGUAGGAGGAAAAUGGUCAGAGAGAGAGAACCGCAUUUACAGGAAAUGGUGCAGAAAAAGCAGCACUACCGGCUGUCUAACACAUCUGGAUAAGUAUAGAUAAAGAUAAGUAUAGAGUGGAAAGCAGAACUAGGUAGCGACGCUUAAUGUGCCUAAAGAGUUCAUUUAAAAGCCACCUGCAUAGAUAUAAAAUGAGGGCAUGUGCAGGGAAACAGAAGUUGGGGAGGAUAACCAUGCAAGGAGGUGUUUUUAGUGAAACUUCGCAUGAAUAAUGGGGCAACAACACAGAGUACUAAGCAUACAGGAAAAGCAGGUGUGAAAGAAGAAAUCUGGUAAGAAAUACUAUAUAAGUAACAGACUGAGGGAGCACCCCUUGGAUCUGCAGGAGGCUUCGCGCUGUGCACAUCUCCCAUGUACAUGGUGAAUAAAGGUUGGAUUGAAGCGUUCUGUCUCAAGUUGUGUCUUUUACCAGGUCAGAAUCCAAGAAUCGGGGAGGGACAGUCGGUCUGACACUUGCCUUGUUCCCUUCUUCUUUUGAAAACCUCUCGGAGGAUCUCAGAGCAGCCCUUCUGCCCUCGGUCUCAGACCACUUCGAAGAACUAGCUUCCCCUGCAGCCUUUUAUUUCUGUGACACAUAGGUUACACAAACACCCAUUGUUUGUGUUUGGGGGUGCAUUUGUGUGAUCUCCUGCUCACCAAAAGGGUCAUAAAGGCAGGAAGUUUACUAAACAAGAAAACAGAACCUUCACCUAGGAUGUGCCUAUAAUAAAACACUACAGCCUCCCCCACCAUUCAACAGACUGGGGAGGGAGGGAGAAACAAAGGAAUGUCUUUGAUGAACUAAGACUUACAAAUUUAAGUACAAUAAUGGCAACAUUUAACAAUUUGACUCCAACACUUUCAUGCUCUAAUUUCAGUUGUGAAGAAAAUAUAGGUAUAUAACAUUGGCAAAUCAUUGCAUUUUUAUUUAUAUUUUACUAAUAAAAAAAACUUGUUAUGCUUAAGAACUUGUGUGUAUGUACAGCAUGCAGAGUUUUUUGAAUUGGGUUUAUAAUUUGUUCCCGUUCCCUUAGUUGAAUCUAUAAAAAUGCCAACGAUGACGCACCUCGAUUGGCAAAAAUAGUAUUUUUGUACCAACAAGGAGAUUCCCAAAGAUUGAUUAGCCAACACACACACACACACACACACACACACACACACACACACACACACACACACACAGAGAGAGAGUGUGGGGAUCCCCCUCCCUACCAGGAGACAUCUCCCGUGUCUCCACCAUAACUCUGCAUGAGGUGGACAAACCAGCAUUGCCUUGAAACUUAAACUCCAUCUUGGGUUUUCAGGUGGUGUUUUUCUACAGUUGCAGCAUGCAGGAAGGUGUUUUAAGAAGAAGCCAGCUGCUGGAUUCUCUGAAGGCGUACCUGAGCAACAAGGGGAGGCUACAACCCAUAAUAGGCUUGGGCUGCAUUACAGAAUGUGUGAAGGCUGGUGCAUGGAGCACAGAAGCGCUGUACGUCUGUGGGGCGUGCAUGUGUUGCCUCAGUAAGGCUGACAUGCGUAACCACAUACUGGGAAGUCUCCACAGAUUCAACUACAUUAAAACCUGGCACCCUCAGUUGGUAUCUAAAUGGCAGGACAGCUCCGACCUGUCCAAGCUGGCGUGGCCGCUGAUGGAGAUGGCCAAGAAGCUUGAGGAAAAAGAGGGACCGGGAGACAUCCAGUUGUUAGAGGUUGAAGAUGGUGUAUACCGGAGGAUGGAAACAUCCAGUGAAAAUGACGCAGUAACUCUCAUAGGUUCCUUAAGAGAUGCACAGGGUGAAACUGAGAGUUAUCCAGAGACUAUAGCUUUGCAUUAUCCCACCGAAUCCCAGAGGACUGUAGUGUUUGCACAGAACCAGCCCACAUGGUCCAAGAAAUCCUUCAAGGCUGACACAAACUCAGAGCACAUCAGCAGCUUUCCUGAUGACUACACAGGAACCAAGACUCUCAUCGGUCUCGACUGUGUGGCCGAGUAUAGAAGUGAAGAUGGCUGCUCAUACUGUUUCUUAUGCCACUGCUGCCGCAUCAAAUCCAACAAGAAGGACAUCACUGAACACCUGACCAGCCCCUCACAUCUCAUCAACUACCUGAUGGAAACUCAUCCUGAGGAGGUGGAGGAGGUGAUUGCGGAGCUUAAAGACAAACCUCACCUUCUUCAUUCUCUGGCAAAGAAAGUGGAGCGAGAAACGGGCCGAGGAGAGUUGAAGGUAGUACAUGUUCCAGAAAACCUUUGUGUGCUACUCACUGGCAAAAGUUACCACUGGUGCAUAAAGAUGCUGCAAUGUGGAUGGAAAGGUGCUGACAUUAAAAAAAAGGGAAUAGCUGCCAAAGGGCUGAGCAUGAACCAGACAUCCGCUGAAGGCAUGCCAGAGAAAUGCACUUUAAUGAAGUCAAAGAGGAAGAAAAGAGUAAAAGCAAAGAGGAGGACUGGUUUUAAUGUCAGCCUGCCUAUUGCCGAAGGUUUAUUACUGCUGAAGAGGACGUCUUUCAGCAGGGACGGCCUCCCUCCGUCAGCUACAUCACCUCCCUUUAAUUUAGAUCUCACAUCCUCCCCAGGGUCAGAGAUUGUGGAGUUAGACUGUGAUGGUAUAUCAUCUGAAUUUAACCAUGCAGAAACCUCACCACUACAGCACAACCCCUGUGAUGGAGGUGCAGAGACUGGUGGGUACACGCCAGAAGGAAACUUUACAAUCCCCCAUUUUCAAAACAGAGAUGGUUGUGUCCGUGACGGUGUGCACUUCAGUCAGUCUGAAGACAUAACAGGGAGAAACGACUAUAUUUACUGGAAAAUAAGGGAGAACGGGCAUCAUGUCGGCCAAGAAAAGUCAGCCGAGAUAUCUUAUAAAAAGUGGGAAAAUGAAGAGAUGCAUAAUGAAGCAGUGUUUCCUGCUGUGCCAUCUUCCUCUAACUCUUCCUACGGACAUGGGGAGUGUUGGACUGAGCAGGGGUAUAAGCCAGCUGCAGAGGAUAAUGGAACAAGAGAGCAGGGUUUGAGAGAAGAGGCACACAAAGACCUCGGCAUAGACGCUGGUCCACAUUAUUACCAACAACACUUUCAGAAUCCGCACAUGCCGUGCGUUAAUGCAAGUCUUCAGACAGGCAGUGUAAGUGGGUAUCAUGAUGUGUGUGGUCAUCUGGGUCCUUAUAUAAAUAGUGCUGGUGUGAACAUGCUAACUCAACCAGUAGAUCCCUGUGUGUACAGCAGCAGCAUUGCACAGUACACAGCGCUCACCAAUGACUGUACACAGGCAGCUUCACACAAUUAUGGGAUACCGACUACAGCUUAUGAAGCCAGCCAAGGACAGCGUGGGUGGAUAUAUUACCCCAGCUACAACACUGGCCCUCUGGCAAACCCUGGCCAGCACUUUCUCCCUCCGGUCUGCAGCAGUGGUACGGCCUGGAGUCUAACACACUCUUAUGCCUUCAGCCAACCUUAUAAACCUCAGUGUGCUGCAUCCCACACUGAUCUGUAUUUCAGCUGAAUCAAAUCACAUUUGGAUGGUCCAGUGGGGGAUUUACUUGCAAUGUGACAUUUUUUUAUUAUAAUUCUGCUGAUUUCUGUAAUGAAUGGGAGCCUGCUGAUGGAGGUGCAGUUAUAUAAGCAGUGUCAGUAAUUUUUUUUUUUUUUUUUUUUGUCUGCUGGGACUUUUUGGUUUAAACUUUGUGGAGACUGAAAGUCAAAGAGCACCAAUGAGGUGAAACAGCACUCCUUAUCCACUAUUCUUUUAUUGUGUUUCGUUAUGUUUUGUUAUGAAGUUGUUCAGACUGGCUAUUUGUUUUCUGUUUUUGACCGUUACAGCAGUGUUUUUUUUUUUUUUUUUUAAAUCUACAUUUAUGCCUUUUUAACUCCAGAAAACAAGAGAAAUGUGUGAAACAUCACAUUAGGUUUAAGUGGAUUUACUGUAUUUUUUUUAGGAGAAAUAUUGAGAUAUGUUUGUGCUUUUUAAUUUUAUAAAACCAGUCAGUUUUUAAAACGGUUCUGACCCGUGCGGCUGAUUUUUUUUUUUUUUUUUUUUUUUGCACCAGUAGAGUUUGAACUUUAACCAAAUAUGUGACCAAAUAUUGUUUUCCUUGCAGGUUCAAACAAAAGAGUUUAUUGUUAUUUUUCCUUUCAAGCAGUCACUGUAAGUUAUGUAAUGUCCUGUGGUGUAAUACUCACAAGCUCGCUCAAAUUCAGCGAGGAAACACAAACUUUUUCCACUUAACGAUUAAUCCAGAUCACUGUAAAGAGCCAGUCUUACUGUAAAUAUUAAAAACAUGUUAAUGGU